AUGACACAUAUAAGAAAAGUAUUUGAUGAUUUUACUAUGAACUGUAAGAAAUCGUACGCAUUAUCUGAAUAUGUUACUUUAGAUGAAAAGUUGCAAUCAUUAAGGGGUCGUUGCCCCUUUAGGCAAUAUAUGCCUGAUAAACCGGCCAAAUACGGCAUAAAAUUAUUUGCGCUAAGCGAUAGUGUGAACUGUUAUACGUCCAAUCUAGAAGUAUACGUAGGAACACAACCUGCCGGUCCGUACUCAGUAGAUAAUUCUGCGGCGAGUAUUACUAAACGUAUGGUAAAUAUAAUUUACAAUUCUGGCCGAAAUGUCACUAUGGACAACUGGUUUACAAGCAUUCCCUUAGCAGACGAUUUACUGAAAAAAAAGUGA
Molecule: messenger RNA, 375 nt
Organism: Macrosiphum euphorbiae (potato aphid)
Lineage: Eukaryota; Metazoa; Arthropoda; Insecta; Hemiptera; Aphididae
Source: the annotation of a GenBank genome assembly